Olea europaea var. sylvestris is the source of this 1956-nucleotide messenger RNA. RefSeq names its product transcription factor CYCLOIDEA-like. Gene Ontology annotation, cellular component: nucleus. Gene Ontology annotation, molecular function: DNA-binding transcription factor activity; sequence-specific DNA binding. Bases 596 to 1681 code for a protein of 361 amino acids. Lineage: Eukaryota; Viridiplantae; Streptophyta; Magnoliopsida; Lamiales; Oleaceae. The transcript is spliced from 3 exons. The record is from RefSeq and is a predicted model, not a curated record. Gene Ontology annotation, biological process: regulation of secondary shoot formation.
AAAUUCCAAGGGUUUGGCCAAUGUGAACAGCAAAGAAGCAAUUUUCUCUGUAUCAAUCCAUCCCACUUGUUCAUAAUUGAAAUUUUAGAGAGUGAUUACCAGUUUGAUAAUUGUUGGGUUGUGUUCGGAUAACCCUGUCAUUGUUAGGAGUCGGGCAUCACGUGAAGUUGAACAAUGACAAGUGCUUAAAUCCAGCUGCGCCCACUUACUUCCCCACAAUUCAUUGCUGCUGCUUCAACUCUUUCGCUUUCAUGCUCCAAACACUCCAACGAAGCAUGCAUCUAUAAUUUCUUAAGCUAGUGGAAGAAGACAUAUAAUUUCUUUGCUUUUUCUGUAUUUUAAUUUCCUUUUCAGUAAUUUCGUUUUCCCUCCUGAUAUUAUUUGUGUUGCCAAUAAUUCAUCUUAUGAAUAAUUGAUUUAACCUCCAUAUAUGUCUUCUUCCAUGUAUGCCCGUCUUUCUCAAAGAGCCAUUUCUUGCUUAUGCAAGAGGGUCAAAAGGAUAAGCACAUACAAAUAAUCUCUUGGUGCACCUGUCUUCCUCAAGCCCUAGUCACUCUCUCUAGCAUAGCUUCAAGGACAAAGGCAAUUUUUUGAGAUGUAUCCCUCUAACAACAAUUGCAAUUUCAACUCUAUAUCUUGUAUCGACCAUGAGAUUUCCCCAACUUAUUUUUUCGAUAAUGACAUAAAUUCCAUUACAAAAGAGGACCAUUCGUUCUCUUCGUUUUUCGGUUUUCCUAAUUCUCCAAGUAUGCAAUACGAAUACCAUCAAUUUGAUGACCUUUUCCAUGAGCACAACUCCUUGACAACAGAUGAAAAUGCUGUUCCUGCCGAGAUUAAUGCAACUAACAUGAGUAAAGCUGCUGCUACAGACUCACUGAAAGAAGACUGCUACAGCAAAACUGAGCAGCAGAUCCCUAGAAAGAGAUCUUCCAAGAAAGAUCGACACAGCAAAAUAAACACUGCUCAUGGCCCAAGAGACCGAAGAAUGAGACUGUCCCUUGAUGUCGCCUACAAGUUUUUCGGCUUGCAAGACAUGUUAGGAUUCGACAAGGCGAGUAAAACCGUGGAUUGGCUGUUCAAGAACUCAAGGUCUGCCAUUAGAGAGCUGAUGCAAGGGUCUUGUAUGUACAAGCAAACCUGCAGUUUAUCCUCUACUUCUGAAUGCGAAGUCGUUUCAGGAAUCGAUGAUCAGUCGGCUGCUUAUGAAAACAAGUCCACAAUCAUCAGCAAAAAAAGUGACCUGGACAAACCCUCUUGUACAAAGGAGAGGAAGAAGAGUAAAGUUGCGCGUGCAACUGUUGCAAAGGAAUCAAGAAAGCAAGCAAGAGAGAGGGCAAGAGCAAGAACAAGUGAAAAGAAUAGCCUUCGUGAAAGUGAACCAAAAACAGCGAAUAAUCACAGCUCGAUCCGGUUAAGGACUCAUCAAUUGGAAACCGGUGAAGAAUCAGUGAUCCGAAGUUCAAACAUGAACCCAUCGUAUAAAAUGCUGGCUGAGGUUGAAGAAUUGAGCUCUCAUAGAGCGCAGAUUUUAGGGGCUAGAUACGAAGACAAUUGGAACGCAUCUACCAUCUUAAAUUAUCAGCACGACGCUGCAAAUCCCAGCCAUGAACCUCAACACACAGACUUUCUAUUCUGUACCAAACCAUGGGAUGCCUACGGCUGUUAUAAUCUAUCUGGAUAAGAUCUUCAUAUUCCAUCAUCUGGUAAACAUAGAUGGAGGGCCUUUUCUUAUUCUUGUUAAUCAAAUGUGAAUUGCGAAAUAAAUAUUGUAUUUUCUUGUGUGAAAAUUCUGCUGUGAAUUUAUUCCUUCUAAGACGGGAUUAGUUAAGAAUUGGAAUUGACGGAAAAACCUUGGGAAUCUAAACUCGAUGUGUUACGAUUCUAUCUUAAAACGUCAAUCUUGUAGCUACACCGUUAUUCUUACCUCAUCUUUAUUCAAUGUGAAUUUUGUUUCAA